CAUGCUGUCCAUCUCUAUGACUCUAUGACAGCGGAUGUUAGAGGAGGGAGAAUUAAUAGUUCCCAAUGAGUGUCUAACACAGAUAGAGAACGUAUUGGAGAAAUUUGCCUUUUUUUCCUUACUAGGAGCGUUGGUAAGGGGCAGAAAGGCAAAUUUAAAAGUUACUGUGAAAUGUGCAAAGAACAGUGAACCAGCUGAAUUGUUCUGUGGACAGAGUUGGUAAUUUGAUGGGCCUCAAAGUCAUCCGCUAUUUUUUUAAAUUCCGAGCUCCCAUAUGCAAAGGUAAUGUCGUCUUUCAUUGUUCGCCACAUCUUGACUUUGCCAACUCUCGGAGGAGGAGGGGAGUCGACUCAGUGUUUCAUUUCUGUCCUCAUUGGUUUGGUGCCUGCUAUGCAGCUAGGUGGAGCUUGUAUUUGGGGCGACUGGUUCCAAGUCCAUUAUUUGACUGAACUUAAUCUUCUUGAUGAGGAAGCACUCUGCUCUUCGUGUUUUUAAUGAGACUGCCCGCCUUCGCUGCAAAAUUCUCUUUGUUUUACUGACGCCUCCAAACUUGGUACAUGUCUGAUCCCAGCGGGGAAAACUGUGGAUAUUCUGACCAGACUUCUUUUGUCAAAAUAAGACUCACGCUGCUGCUCAACAACCAGCCACUCAAAAAAAAAAAUUUGAGUUCUAAAAAUAAAUCGCUUUGAAGGAGACACAAGUUGCAGAAUUUGUCAACACUGGUUGCUUCAGAAGAUCUGUUUCCUCGCCCUCCCACAGUUUUGUCAGAUAAGUGGAGAAGUAUCAUUCAAGAAGAUUUUGCAAUGUUUGCUUACAGGCUUCAGAAGCAUCGCUGGUUUUUCUCUUUGGUGAUUUUUGCUGUGCUCCUGUUAUCCGUCUUUUUUACUUAUACAGACUACACAAAAUUUUCACUUAGAAACUUACUCCCCGUAAGAAAGUGCAAAUGCAACCCUUGCGUGUCAGAAUUAAAUAAGUCGGAAUGGUUUGACAAGCGAUACAUUCCCACUAUGUAUCCCAUCCUGACCAAAAAUAACUACACACUUCCUGAAGCGACCUACAAAUGGUGGCAAAGGCUUCAACAUGAAAGGAAAGAAUCCAAUUAUAGCAGCAUCAUGGAAGAAAUGUUUAAGCUAUUUCCAGGUGAUGACAAGCUCAUGGAACAGGGACCAAACAGAUGUCGGACAUGUGCAGUCAUAGGAAAUUCUGGCAAUUUAAAAGGAUCUAAUUACGGGCCAUCGAUUGAUUCUAAUAAUUUAGUGAUGAGAUUUAGCACAGAUGAAGAAUCAAAAUUGGAACCUUACUUACCUGCAUGGUAUAGCCACUCAAGAAUGAAUCGGGCACGGACUGUUGGCUAUGAGGCGGAUGUAGGCAGUAAAACUACGCAUCACUUCAUGUACCCUGAAAGUGCUCGAGAUCUUGCAGAAAAUGUUUCUUUGGUUCUCAUCCCUUUUAAAAUAUUGGACAUCCAAUGGCUAAUUAGUGCUUUUACAACAGGCAAUAUUACUCGCACUUACAUCCCAGUGAUGCGUCACAUCAAGGCAAAUAAAGACAAGGUAUUGGUCUACAACCCACAUUUUUUUAAGUAUGUUUAUGACAACUGGAAUGAGCAUCAUGGAAGAUACUCCUCAACUGGCAUGCUGGUUAUCAUUUUUGCGCUUCAUGUCUGUGAUGAGGUGAACGUUUAUGGAUUUGGAGCCAACAGCAUAGGACAUUGGCAUCAUUACUGGGAGAAGAAUGCAGGUGCAGGAGCCUUCAGAGCAACAGGGGUUCACGAUGGAGAUUUUGAAGCCAACGUCACAAAGACGCUUGCUGAUGUUGUUCUAAUUUCCUUACUUGAAAAAGGAUACCAUUUGGAGAAGGUUCUCUAGACUCACUCUUGGGCAGAUCGUACGAAGACUGUCUGAACACGUUGGGCUGUACUCACUGGAUGUUCAAAGAAUGAGAGAUGAUCUUACUAAAAAUAUAAGAUCCUGAGAGAGCUAGGUAAGAGGAGUUUAGAAAGGAUGUCUCCUCAGGUGGGGUGAGAUCAGAAAUAAUAAAUUUAAGAAGAUUAGAAUAAAUUAAUACAUUUAAAAAUAAGGGGUCUCCCUUUUAAGGCAGAUUAUAAAAAAUGUUUUCUCUCAGUGAGUCAUCAGUCUUUACAAUUUUCUUUUUAAAGCAAUGAAGGCAGGGUCAUUGAACUUUCUCAAGAUAAAAUGGAUAGAUUUUUGAUACACAAGUCAGUGGUUAAGGAGGAGCAGUGAGAACAGUGACAUUAGGCAUGAUCUCAUCAAAUAAUGAAACAGGAUUGAAGAACCAAAUAGCAUUCCUGCUCCUGCUUUCAAUGAAAAAAUGUUCUGGAAAUGCCACUGAGUUAACAGGUUGCUGCAAAAGGGGUGGUGCGUUGGCUCAGUGGUUAGCACUGCUGCCUCACAGCACCAGAGACCUGGGUGACUGUGUGUGUGGAGUUUGUACGUUCUGCCCGUGGUCUGCAUGGAUUUCCUAUGGAUCCUCUGGUUACCUGCCACACUCCAAAAUGGUGCAGAUUAGGUGGAUUGGCCAUGCUAAAUUGCCCAUAGUCCAGGCAUGUGCAGACUAGGUGAUUUAGCCAUGGCUAAUGCAGAGUUACAGGGAUAAGGAAGGAAGAUGGGUCUGGGCAGCAUGCUUCUCGGAGGGUCGGUGUGGACUUGAUAGGCUGAAAGGCCUGCUUCCACAGUGUAAGGCUUUCAUGAUUCUAUGAAAAGGCUGAAGCUGUUCGCCCAAGUCCUUUGGGGAAAGAAAUUUUCUUUUGUUAUUAGCCAGGCCCUUAUGUGGCUCCAAUGUGGUUGUUAGGAACUACCCUCUGAAAUGCCUUAGCAAGCUACUCAGCUCAAGCAGGAGGUCUAGCAGUGCUUAUUCAGAGUAGCUGACAAUCAAUGCCAGCCUUAGCAGCAUAGUCCACAUCCUGAGAAUUAACAAGGAAAAGAGAAAUUCGCCUACUCUUUCUUCCAUCCUCUGAAUGAAUCAUUUUCAAUAUUCAUAUUUGUUGUUGUCUCUUAAGAAAAUCUGUGUCCAUAUUUGACAUGGAUAUUUUACAGGAUAAUUUUUUUUAUGUUAAUUGAUGGGUAAGUGAAUAUUUUGAAAUUCCUGGCAGUUUAGGUUUACAAGAUCAAUUUUAUUUCUAUUAAUGAUACAAAUUACUGAAAUUGUAUCCAUAUUUAAUAAAGUGUUUUUUGUCAUAAUGCUGGUUAGAGGAAUACUUACUAGGCUACAGUCUGUGUAUUUAUUUUCAGCAUUCACUGUUUGACUCUUUAGAGGAUAUAUUGAUUAAAUCAGAUUAUUUUAAUGUAGAUUGUCAUUGACGCAUCAUCCAGUAUCAAAGGGGGGAGAUGCCUUUAUAUUCGUGCUUUUCUGACUCACUUCCUUUCAAGCUUCGUUGUCAUCUAGUAAAAUGUUGCAGCCUGUGAGCAGCGAUUUGACAAAGAGCUGUGCGUCUUCCUGUGACAUCAUAAGCUGUUGGCAAUGAUCAGGGAAGACCUGAAACACAAACAGGUACACCUUUCACACAGGGUGCCAGCUUUUGGUUGUUUGUAAUGAAUAAUAACCUCCAAACAGAGGUGGAGACCAGCAUUCUGAGUAUUGUACUGAGCUAGGGAGAGAAAAGGAAUGAAAAUUAUUAACAGCUGAAAUUAUUGAUUCUGUUUGUUGUGCAGUGAAACUUCCCUGUUGAUGAGUACAAGGUACCAAAGUAGUGUCCAAAUACUGGCUGCUUAAUGUGUUGCCACCAUAUACCUCUGUUAGGAGUUAGUGCCUUUGGUGAUGGAGGGCAGGAGGGGAAAAUGUUUGUGAGUAACCAUUCUGUCAUGGGGUACGUUUAAACACUGGAGGUAAUUUUCUAAGUCCAUAUCAAUAAUGGAAUCUAUCAAUCAGGAAUCAUGGAAAUAUUGCCUGUGACUUUCAAUACAUAGGAAUUGAUUAAAUACCUAGUCCUAACCCAAAUAGUGGGUAUAAGCGGUGCGUGUGAGCAGCAUACAAGUGAUCUUCUAAUUUAUACUUCGAUUGUGUAAAGGCAUGCCUGGAAAUUACCCCCUAUCUACACAACAUUCAUUUUCAAAACACUAGCUGUGCCAAUGAUUCUCCAGUCUGUCUUUGGCAGAUCAUUUGAUUGUUGCCAAAUUUCUAAUUCAAAGUCAGCCAGGUUUCUUCCUUAUGUAUUACAAGAUGUUGUAUACUCAUGUUGUCAAUGAAAAUAAAUCAUGUCUUAUAUUUCUAAAAUGUGUUUCUGAUUAUGGGGUAUGAUUAAUUCCAAUAAAAUCUUAUUGAAAGUUA
This is a messenger RNA of Chiloscyllium plagiosum (whitespotted bambooshark), 4287 nucleotides long. Its product is annotated as CMP-N-acetylneuraminate-beta-galactosamide-alpha-2,3-sialyltransferase 1-like. NCBI's taxonomy places the organism in Eukaryota, Metazoa, Chordata, Chondrichthyes, Orectolobiformes, Hemiscylliidae. Gene Ontology annotation, molecular function: beta-galactoside (CMP) alpha-2,3-sialyltransferase activity. Gene Ontology annotation, cellular component: membrane. The record is from RefSeq and is a predicted model, not a curated record. Gene Ontology annotation, biological process: sialylation.